Messenger RNA from Synchytrium microbalum, 198 nucleotides. RefSeq lists its product as uncharacterized. The transcript has 3 exons. The record is from RefSeq and is a predicted model, not a curated record. Gene Ontology annotation, cellular component: mitochondrial inner membrane. Bases 1 to 198 code for a protein of 65 amino acids. Gene Ontology annotation, biological process: proton motive force-driven mitochondrial ATP synthesis. Gene Ontology annotation, molecular function: proton-transporting ATP synthase activity, rotational mechanism. Lineage: Eukaryota; Fungi; Chytridiomycota; Chytridiomycetes; Synchytriales; Synchytriaceae.
AUGUCCUUUUACUGGAGAGAAGUAGGCAUGACCUACUUGCAAUAUGCAAACAUCACAGCAAGAGCCCUUCGCUCAGUGCUAAAAGAUGAAUUCAAAGUCCAGGCUCUCAAGAGAGAAGAACAGUACUUGAAGAUGGCUAAAUGGACGGCCGGAAAGCAGGGUGAAAACAAACUAUUGAUUCCUGAAAUCGAAAAGUAG